AUGUCUAGCGACAACUCUGAGAUCCCUCCAGCUGGGGGCGCGAGUCUUGCGCCAGUACCCGCCCCAAGUCCAGCCUCCCUUCCCCAGAAGCGCGCUCUCGACGACGACCACGUACCGGCUGUAUCCUCACCCCUCAACCCGGACUUCACCUCGAGGAAAUCUCAGGUUCCAGAAGAGACCCCAAUCGUUUCACGGGAGAAGCGCACCAAAAAGGAGUCGCUUAAAAAGCGGGAGUCCAAGGCUGCAAGCACUCCUGGCGGUGCCGACAGCUCCAGAGCAACUCCGGAUCCACGACAGACGAAGAAGAGUCGGAUCAACCUUCCAGCUGCAGAGAUAUCGCCAGCACGUUACAUACUUCCUCUUCCCAAGGCAACCGACUUCGAGCCUGCCCGUGGCCCACAACUUGCGCCCCAUCACGAUGUGGCCGCCCCCAACGGCGAGAACAUCGAGUUCUUCGAGACGCAGGAGCAUGUAUACAACAAGAAGCAGUACUACUACACCCACUGCAUCGCAGAUCCCAAGUUCCCCUCCUCCUUUUACUACAGGCAGACAGAGCCAGAACCUUUCGGCGCUCACAUGAGCUUCGAGGAUGCCGCGACGCACCUGCUCUUCGACAAGUCCGGAACGCACAUCACGACUAACAAAGGAUGGAGAAUGUCUCGAGCGAAUAUCGCGAUUAGAGAGGGCCGCUGGUACUGGGAGUGCAAGAUCACAAGAGGCAUACUGAGGGAGCCACCGCCACCAGGCUCCGACCAACCAGAGUCGCACGGCCAUGUCCGAAUAGGUUUCGCGCGGAGAGAAGCCGCGGUGGAUGCACCAGCGGGCUUUGAUGCCUACAGCUACGGAAUCCGAGAUCGAGAGGGGCAGAAGGUGCACAUGUCAAGGCCGAAGGAUUUCUUCCCGCCCGGCGAAGAGCUCCGCGAGGGCGAUGUGCUCGGGCUCGAGAUCAAUCUGCCCUCUGAACAGAUACAUCGGAAAGUUGUGACGGGCCAUUUCAACCCUGCUGUUGAUCUACUGGAAGAGGCAGACCACUCAACGACGGAAGCACUUAACAUAGUCCGGGACCGGCUGCCGAUCCGAUUCAAAGCCCACAUCUAUUUCGAGACACCUGAUUACCACACCUCACCCGAGCUUGAGGACCUGAUGAAUCCAUCACCGAUGUCUACAUCUGGAACGGGUGCAGGCCAGUCGGAAGGCCCCAACCCCACCCACCCAGUCCCUUGCCUACGUACGUUGCCGAACUCCUGGAUCAAGGCGUACAAGAACGGUGUCGAGAUGGGCACCGCAUUUACCAAUCUUCUGGCAUUCUUGCCGCAAGCCUCCAAGCCAGCCACGGCUAAGCAACCUGACGCGCGAGACGGCCUUGAUGAUGGCAUGCUCGGGUACUACCCCGCCGUGAGUGUUUUCCGCGGCGGUGCUGCAGCGGUAAACUUUGGCCCAAAGUUCUGGUACCCACCACCGGGCUAUGAGCACGACCAAGACAACGGAGUCGACGUGGUCAUGACGGGUACGGAUGAGCAGCCGACCAUCACAGCGAAGCAAGAGCCUCCUCGAGCGAUGGCAGAGCGCUACGAGGAGCAGAUCGUCGAGGACAUCGUGUACGAUAUUGUAGAUGAGGUCGACUUCUGGAUGCAAGAUGGUGCAAAGGUCAUCGACCGGACACGGCGUAAUCAGGCGGUCAAGGAGUUCAAGGAGGUCGUUCAAGACGUGUAA
Molecule: messenger RNA, 1713 nt
Organism: Diaporthe citri
Lineage: Eukaryota; Fungi; Ascomycota; Sordariomycetes; Diaporthales; Diaporthaceae
Exons: 2
Coding region: 1-1713 (570 amino acids)
Cellular component (GO): Set1C/COMPASS complex
Molecular function (GO): transcription cis-regulatory region binding; protein binding
Source: RefSeq, a predicted model, not a curated record